Coregonus clupeaformis (lake whitefish) is the source of this 1791-nucleotide messenger RNA. Its product is annotated as SLAM family member 5-like. The coding region runs from base 57 to 1010 and encodes 317 amino acids. The transcript is spliced from 5 exons. The record is from RefSeq and is a predicted model, not a curated record. NCBI's taxonomy places the organism in Eukaryota, Metazoa, Chordata, Actinopteri, Salmoniformes, Salmonidae.
CACAUCUUUCAGGUUCUUUACAGUGCACACCAGUGAACAGCUUGAGCUUUAGAGCAAUGAAUUACUUGUUCGGAUGGAGAAGGCUUGCCAGACUGACGUUCAUGCUGCUUUAUUUUGUCAUUGAUGUACUCUGUGCUUCCCAGCAAACAGUCCAGUCUGCGACACAGCAGGUGAAAGGCAUCUUGGGACAGUCUUUAACUUUUCCAGAGAGAGUGUUUAAAAAUGGCUAUUUAAGGUAUGGAGAAGACACUAAUGCAUGUGUGCUCAAUGGACAAAGCCAAAUAGAUCCAGAAGAGAGAUUUAAAAAUCGCCUUCACUGGGACAAUGUGACAGGAUUAUUCCGUCUGUCAGACGUACAGAUAGAAGAUGCUGGGGUUUAUUCUGUGGAGAAUAAAGAUGGAGGGAAGAGGACACUUAAAUUUAACCUCACUCUUUACUCUGUUGUUUCCAAACCUCAGGUGACAGAGUGUGACAACAGCUCCUGUAGUGUGGUGUGUUCUGUGGACAACGAAAAAGAGGUGACUUUGACCUUGUACCUGGGAGAGGAAAAACUCAACCAGACCAGCAGUCGUGAUCUUACCACCAACCUCCGUUUGGAGGUAGAGGGAAAGGACUACAACUCUGCCUACAGCUGUGUGGCUGCCAACCCUGUCAGCAACAAGACAGCGCUUGUCCCAAAAUGUUGCAGUGAAGAUGGUCAUCACAAACAGACAGACAGUGAUGAGAUGACUCGGGGUAUGCUUAUUAUUGCUGUAAUCUGUGUUUUGGUUGUCUUGGGGCUGGUUGGACUUGCUAUCUAUCUAAAGAAGAGGGGAAAUGAACACUCACAAGGCAGGUAUUUAUCUUUUAGAGGUGUAAGGUCAGUCAAAACAUGUCAUAAUCAGCUUUUUUUUAAAUCAAGGAUUUUGGAAAAGGUAGGAACUGUUUGCUUGAACACAGGAUGCAGGUCAAAUAAAGUGGCACACUUCCUCUGCUUGGUCAGACAGUGUUAUUAUCUCAGACCUGUCUGAUACACUUCUCUAAAUGUUGAAAAAGGAGAAAGCACACACACGAACACACUCUGACAUUACUUUAUAGAUUGGCUUCCAUGGCGCAAAAAAGAACGCUAGCAGAGAGACAGGUACCCAUGCUAACAUGAGUCCUGAGUGUUUGCGGAACCUGUCCUGGGGGGUGAGCAUCUGUCUGUCUCUGUCAGUUAGUCACACCCUCGCCUUGUAUUUACUUUCCUUUAUUUGUCUUCAUAGAUUCAUCCGAAAGAGUGCAAGUUGACAUUGAGUAUGCAACGAUUACUUACAAAGAACAAACUGAUAACCAGGAGGAGCGAACAGGUAUACCAGAACUGGAGUCAUGUAGAGACAACCCUGAACUGACAUCAGUUUAUGAUACACUCCUGUUAUAUCGCAUGGCUGCCAGCGGGGAUGUUGAUACAGCAUGAAGGAGCAAAAUGGGAAGUCACUGAGUAGCCGACAUGACAACACACAUCCUGGAGAGGAUGCUAUAUCAUAAAGAGGACGUUGAAACAAAAUGAAAGUAAAACAAUAUUCACCCAGAAAACCUUUUAGAGGCACAGUUGUUAUGGGAGAACAUUUCCCUGGAACUGUUGCGCUGAUGUUAUACUUUCAGGCUUUCUUUGUAGGUCAUUCUCACAGACCUUCUGUCAAAUAGAGGCCUUGAUGACAUCAAUGAUACGGACCAAUUAAAUAGUUAUGCAUUGAGUUAGUAGCAGGAUCAGGAUAAUCCUUCUUUUUAAAUGACUUUUGUCCCAAAUCCCAAUUUAUAGGUUACAACAAA